CGUUUGGUAUUUGUUUAGUUAGGCCUAGUGGUAAGACUGUACAAUCGAUCUAGAAAAGUAGAUGCUCUGUAUGCGGAAGUUGAAUAAGUAACAAGCUAAAGAUUAAAUUCAAUUUAAAUUGAUGAGGACCAACAAGCAGCUGUGCAGCCAGAUGAUGUGUCUGCUUGGAGAGUCCUGCUUCAUGAAGCAGUAGCGGGGGGGUGGAAAGUGUCUGUGACACCACCCCAGUCUCUGACCCUCCCUUUUGACUGAGUCAACAUGUCCUUAGUAAUGUUUCCACCCUGCUCCCCACCUUCCUCCACCUCAAUUCCUGGAAGCGGUGGUGGUGACAUAUCUGUAACUGGCAUGACAAGUCAAUGCCCUGAGCAGGCUCUGUUUGCGUCGGACCGCUACGCCCGACUGAUCCUGGCUCAGAUGAAUAAAAUGCGUCUCCGGACAGACUUUUGUGACGUCAGGCUGCGGCUGGGAAGCCGGGUGUUCAGUGUCCACAAGCUGGUCUUAGCUGCCAGCAGCCCCUACUUCUCUGCUCUCUUCUCUGGAGGAAUGAGUGAGGCAGACAAGGAGGAGGUGCAGAUUCUGGGUGUGGAGGCACAGGUGUUUGAGGUGCUGCUGGAGUUCAUUUACACAGGUGUGAUAAAUGUGACAGUGGAGAACAUGCAGGAGCUGAUGGUGGCGGCAGACAUGCUCCAGCUGAGUGAGGUAGUGUCCAUCUGUGGAGAGUUCCUCAAGGGCCAUAUGGACCCAUCCAACUGUGUUGGGGUCUACCAGUUCCUGGAGCAGAUUGCCUGCAUGGACAUGCUGGAGUUCACUGAAAACUACAUCCACGUCCACUUUCUAGAGGUGUGUGUGUCGGACGAGUUCUGGGGCCUGUCUAAGGACCAGCUGGUGAAGUUGCUGCGGAGCGAAGAGCUGCGGAUCGAGGACGAGUACCAGGUGUUCACUGCAGCCAUGGACUGGGUUCUACAGGAUGUGGCCAAGAGGAAGAAGCAUGUGGUGGAGGUUCUAGACCCGGUUCGGUUUCCCCUGCUUUCACCUCAGAGACUCUUCAAGUACAUUGAAGGAAUUUCUGACUUCAGUCUCCGGGUGGCACUGCAGACACUGCUGAGGGAAUACACAGAGGUCAGCAAGUCUCCCAAGGAGAAUAAGAUGUACAGCCUGUUACAGCCAGCCAAGAUGAGGCCCCGGAGAAAAGCUAGGAAAUACCUCUAUGCUAUAGGAGGUUACACCCGGCUGCAAGGCGGGCGUUGGAGUGACAGCCGAGCCCUGAGCUGCGUAGAGAGAUUUGACUCGUUCAGCCAGUACUGGACCACGGUGUCCUCCCUGCACCAGGCACGCAGCGGACUGGGAGUGGCCGUGCUGGAGGGGAUGAUCUACGUCGUGGGAGGGGAGAAGGACUCCAUGAUAUUUGACUGCACAGAGAGAUAUGACCCGGUGACAAAGCAGUGGGCGGCUGUAGCCUCUCUCAACUUCCCUCGCUGUGGGGUCGGCGUCUGCCCCUGUCACGGGGCGCUCUACGCCCUGGGUGGUUGGGUUGGGUCAGAGAUUGGGAAGACGAUGGAACGCUACGACCCAACAGAGAAUAAGUGGGAGAUAAUUGGAAGCAUGGCAGUGCCUCGGUACUAUUUUGGUUGCUGCGAGUUGCAAGGGUUCAUCUAUGUAAUUGGGGGGAUCAGUGAUGAGGGGAUGGAGCUGCGCUCAGCCGAGGUCUAUGACCCCAUCUCACGGCGCUGGAGUGCCUUACCCGUCAUGGUCACCCGGCGGGCCUACGUGGGGGUGGCCUGCCUCAACAACUGCAUCUACGCUGUGGGGGGCUGGAACGAGGCCCUGGGCUCCCUGGAGACUGUAGAGAAGUACUGCCCCGAGGAGGAGAAGUGGGUGGAGGUGGCCCCGAUGGCAGUGGCGAGGGCCGGUGUGUCUGUGUCUGCCGUUAAUGGGCUGCUGUAUGCUGUGGGGGGAAGGGCCUCCAGCAGAGACUUCUCAGCCCCCGUGACGGUGGACUCUGUAGAGAUCUAUGAUCCCCAUCUGGAUACCUGGACAGAGAUUGGCAAUAUGAUUACCAGCCGCUGUGACGGGGGCGUGGCUGUGCUCUGAGGCCGAGCCUUAGCGAGGUGGUCGGGUGAACCGCUCGCCUAACGAAUAGCCAUGAAUUCCCGGUUUUACCAGAUUUUAAGAGGAGAAAACGUCUGCGUCGUACAAUGACAUGGUGAAUACACUUGCCUGAGGUGUAGAGAUUCGCAUUUACUCCCAGAGCGAGAAAUGCCUGAAAGGCUUUAGCCUAGCAGGCUGACGCUGUCUUGUUGUGCAGCAGAAGACUGGAUCUGUUACCUUGUUGGACACUAGAAAGCAGUAUUAAGUCCUUCGCCAUAUCAUAGAUCUCAUGUUCAUGGUCAGCAUGGUUUUCACUUGCUAGGGGUUUUGUUUUUGAUGCAGCAGUGAUAACAUGUCGUAGCAGAAUCAAACUCCGUUAAGUCCCAUGUAUAUUGGUCACGUUGUAUUUAGAAAGCCAAUAGUCAGUGAACUUCAGUCAGACUACAAUACUUCUUUCAAUAGCAUGAACAUUAUUUCCUAGCUUGAAGCUUUACUCUGUAGAUAUGGACCUGCCACGUUCGUUUUUGACAUUACAACAAUGUUCCUUCUAACAAAAAAUGUGUUCGUGGGCAUGACUUUAUUGCAGGUGUAAUGAAUCAACAGUUAAAAAAAAAUAUAUACUAAAAACAAAUCAUAUAAUUUGCUUAAUUUAAAUAUGAAUAAUGUAAUAACUUACCAACAUCAAUGCAUCGAUGUUCUACUCUGCUAUUUGAUGCACACACCAGCACCCACCACCAAUUACAACACCAACUCAUGCAUAUCCUUCAGAAAUACUCCGAUAUGAACAAGUAUGCAUUUGAAAUGAACGCACAUGCACUCACGCCGCUGGCUUUCAGUCAAAGCUCUCCAUUAGUCUAUGGUCAUUGCCUGUGGAGUACCAGUGGGACCUGCUCCUCCCUACCUCCUGGCAAUGCUCCAACCCUACAUCCCAACUCUACCGUUACGCUCUGCCUCCCCUGGUCUCUUGGCUUACCCUCCCCUACACCAUGGCAGCUCCCAGUCUGACUAGACAAAGCUCUUCUCUGUCGUUGCUCCCCAAAGGUAGACCCAGCUUCACCCUGAUACUGCUCAUCCUCUGAAAACAUCUUAAAUGCUACCUCUUCAAAUGGUUUUGUGGAAGAAGACAUCUCAGUUUAGUUUGCUCGUCUUUCCCUAUUAGCACAGAGUUUGCUGGUAACUUCUUCUUUGGGAACAAACCACUGUGAAAUAUGGCUGUCUUACAUGACUGUCUCUAAAUGAAUGCACUCUGGAUAAGAGUCUCGUAAAUUACUAAAAUGGUACCGAUAGGCAUCCAUUUAUAAGAAAUGUCACAUUACCUUUUCUUCCUUUUGAGCUGUUUGUUAGUAGUGGGUGUUUAAGUUUCUCUUAAUCGCUCCUGUUGGGAUUUGAACCUAUACUUUGAACCUAAAAGAGUUCAUCUGAUAACAUGCACUGUUGAAACGUAAAGAUAAUGUCACCUGUGAAAUACUACAUCAGUUGUUUUUUUACAUUACCACUUUGGUGACUAAAAUAAUUUCAACCAAUCAUGUAAUUACAUAACCAAAGCUAUCCAGUCAGUAACAUCAGAUUUUUCUAUUACAAAACAAACUACUGUAAUGAAGACCAGACAUUUGUUGUGAAAGUUGUAUGAUACAUGUUGUAUUUAUGUGGUGUUAUAUUUCAACAUUCAUCAAGGGUUUAUGUAUUAAUUUAUACAAUUCUCUAUGGCAAGCCCGGCAUUUUUAGUCUUUGCAAUUGACAAGUUGUCAUUUAAUAGCCAUUAGUUAUUAAUCAUUGCAAUAGUAGCUAGUAACUAUUUUAAGUUCACUAGUGAAAGUUGAUUGGAUAGUAGUACAUUUUCAAUGGAUUUUAGUAAAAGUAAAAUAUUUACUCAACAAAAACAAUAUUGAUACAAUAGUUCUUCCAAAACUCCCAGUCACUAUUGUAAUUGUUAUUGCUAUUCAAACCUAUUUGGUUUGUUUUUACUAAAAGUGAUUUUGUCAUAAAAUAACACAUCCUGAUUAAAAAAGAAAAUGAAACCAUGGAUUAAAGUUUAUUUUGGGCCAUUGACUAUUUUCAGAGUGAGGUACCAUCUAACCAGAUUUCACUAGUGAAUAUCUUGAUGUUACUAUUCACUAUUAAAUAAAUAGCAGUAUUUAUUUAAUAGUGAGUCCCUAAUCACAAUUAAGAUACAUUUGAGAAAUACUCAGUCUCUACUCAAGGGAUGUUCAAUUUGAAACUCUAAAUAUAACAACUUUAAAUGUAAAUGUUCAAAUUGCUUGUAAUGCACAGACACCAGUAUGGAAUAUACCCACACACACCCAGUCUCUGCAUGUGUAUAAUGGAAACAGUAUUGUCACCACACCCAACCUUAUAUCACACCAAACAAAACAAAGCUUUGUAGCUGUUUAAGGGCAAAAUGCCUUACUCAUGGCCACCAAGGCAGUAGGAGAUGAAAAGCAAUCUAGGUGUCGUUGAACAUUUCUGUGGCUUGUUUAAUGUCCCUGAUAUAAUGCUUAUAGUAAGUGAACAAUCUUGUCUGCAGGAGACCUAGGUUAGAAACUAGUUUGCCCCUUUGAGGCUGUGACCUAUGAGUUGAAGUGGGUGUUGGAGUGUUACAAAGGCGUUUCGUUUCUAACCUUAGUCACUUGUUUCUUUGUUGAACUAUUGGGUGACGUGGUCUAGCUUGAAAUAAUCUCUUGUGGGCAGACUAUGUAAAACUGGACAGAACUGAAUGUCUUGAACCAUUGCUGUGUUCGUGAUAAGCAUUAGUUCUUACCCUUUUGACAAAUCACAAUUUUGAAGAUGUUUACAUGUUUGUUUAUUUCUCUAUAGUCCUGUAUGAUUUGCAUUGGUACAUUUUUGGAAAACACUUUAUUUGAAUUGACAAUCUGUUGAUGCUUUAUAUACCAUCUACAGAUUAACUAUCUUCCAAAACUAACCCCAACCUCCUAAAUCUCAUCCUCUCUCUUACCUUUUCCCUAACCCUUACACUGACACACUAGCUAACAUUUACUUUGUUUUUGAUAGUUUGUUAGAAGUAUGAAUAUCUGUAGCGCAUCUACAGAUGGUAAUUUUGACUAUACAAAUAAAGUGUAGCCUGUUUUUGUUUUAGUAGGCCAUGGGUGGUGUGCAUUAAACUGACAGAAGAAGGGUGGUCCCAGCAGUGUAAGUUAUCUGCGUCAUUGCAAUCAAGAGUGUCAUUUUUUAUCAUGUCAUACCCACAGUGGGCGGGACUGUUGUAGAAGGUGAUGCGGUUUGACUCAUCAGCGUCCGGGCUGGCUAGUAGAGAUUUCGAACACUUGCCUCGUUACGCUAUAGUGGCUCCUCGUCUCCUCCAUGCUGUCCUAAGUACAAAAGUUUCCGUUGAAACUCCCUGUUUGAGAAAACAGUGGAAUAAGAAAGAGAGACAAUUUGGCCAUAAUCACAAAUUGGGCGUCAGGAAAUUGUGAAUAAAAAUUACAUCACAUGACCACCUUAUCACAGCAACAAAGAAAAUGUGGAAUACAUAAAACUAUUGAUUUUGGUAUGCUAUUACACAACCGAGUGAAGUUCAUUGUUUAAUUAAAACCGAUUACAUACUGGUUAAUUUUAUUGCUGUGAAGUUAUGUUAACCAUUCAGCAUUUUACAAUGCUGAUGGCAAAGAAUACACACUUUUUUACUUACUUUAGGUAAUACUACUGGUGUUAUUACAUUAACCAUUGUGAUAGCGCCUUUUCAAUUAAAAAACAGAACAAAAAUCA
Messenger RNA from Esox lucius (northern pike), 5811 nucleotides. It is a transcript of the gene klhl27, whose product is annotated as intracisternal A particle-promoted polypeptide. Gene Ontology annotation, molecular function: actin binding. Bases 259 to 2091 code for a protein of 610 amino acids. The record is from RefSeq and is a predicted model, not a curated record. Lineage: Eukaryota; Metazoa; Chordata; Actinopteri; Esociformes; Esocidae. The transcript is spliced from 10 exons.